Haliotis rufescens (red abalone) is the source of this 940-nucleotide messenger RNA. Its product is annotated as coadhesin-like. The coding region runs from base 39 to 896 and encodes 285 amino acids. NCBI's taxonomy places the organism in Eukaryota, Metazoa, Mollusca, Gastropoda, Lepetellida, Haliotidae. Gene Ontology annotation, molecular function: chitin binding. Gene Ontology annotation, cellular component: extracellular region. The transcript has 6 exons. The record is from RefSeq and is a predicted model, not a curated record.
CUGCAGACGCAGCCGACGUCUCAAUCUUUACAGUCGACAUGGACUUGAAAGCGUUCCUGGUUUUCCUGUUGAUGGUGGCCUGUGUGGCCGCAUACACUAAGAGAUGCCGCAAGACCUGUUACAGCAGGACGAGGUACACAACCAACUGCAGCAGCAGGUGGAGCUGGAGCAGGAGCAGGUGCACCAGAUACAGGACCUCUUCCUACACAUGCUUCGGACCGUGUCCCAAAGUGAAUGGCGGCUGGUCCUCGUGGUCCAACUCCCAGAUGAUGGGCCCCUGCUCGGCCACGUGCGGCACUGGGCGCCAGCACUACAAGAGGACCAGAUCCUGCACCAACCCAGCACCAGCUAAUGGUGGAGCUCGCUGCUGGGGCACAGGGGAGUACACAUAUUCCUCCAACUGCAACAGCAAUCCAUGCCCAGUCGACGGUCAGUGGUCUGGCUGGGAGGACUGGACACCAGUGACCGAGUGCCCCGUCCUGUGCGGUGGAGGCCAGACCGACUUCACCCGCUCUCGCUCCUGCUCCAACCCCAUGCACGGGGGCAGGGACUGUGAGGGCGAGGCCACACAGAACAGGGAGAUGCACGAAUGCAACACGGAACCCUGCGGGGACAGGUGUCGUGAGGAUAGCCCAACGUCUAUCGCCCACAGUGACCCCCUCAAGUACUACGAGUGCACUGACAGUGUAGCCUACCUCAAGGAAUGUCCAGACCAUUCCACCUUCUCCUCUUCCGGCGAGGCAUGUGUCCCCAACCCAUGCGCGAAUGAGGGCCUUCUCCGCCGUCACCCCAGCGACAGCAGGAAGUACCUGUUGUGUCUGUCAGGUGCAAGGGUCAUCGACUUGGUCUGUGCACCCGGCAGCUUCUUCAAUGAGGAAACCAAGGUCUGCCAGUAGGCCUCGUAAUCGAAAGCUAGCAGUCAAUAAACAUUGCAAAUAUU